Molecule: messenger RNA, 427 nt
Organism: Histoplasma capsulatum G186AR
Lineage: Eukaryota; Fungi; Ascomycota; Eurotiomycetes; Onygenales; Ajellomycetaceae
Product: F1F0 ATP synthase subunit i
Exons: 4
Coding region: 92-277 (61 amino acids)
Biological process (GO): proton motive force-driven ATP synthesis
Molecular function (GO): proton transmembrane transporter activity
Source: RefSeq, a predicted model, not a curated record
ACCUCAAGCAUCAUCGUAUCUCAGCCAUCUAUCCCACCCACCAGCUGGCGCACAUCAGGCCCUCUCUCCCUCACCCACACAGCCUUCGACCAUGUCUCUACUAGGACGAAAAUACGCGGCGCCAGUCGCCCGACCAAUGCUUCCUUUCUUCGCUGCCGGCCUCAUUAUCCUUUACGGCGUCAAUGGAUUCGCGAACGUUAUGAUGGAAACCCCUGAGUUCAAGAACGAUCCCCGCAACCCAACCGCGAAGCCGCUCAAGCCUGAGGAGAAGCAUUAAACACAGGAGAAGGUUCCUUUCUUCUUAAUGUUCGUCUGGAGGGGAUAAUCCGUUUGACAGUGGCGAUUAAGAUAACCGGGCGGGAAUAAAUGCUUUGCAUAUGUACAUUGAAUAGAGAUGGAUUGAACGUCCAAUAAAUUCCCUUUAUUU